AUGGUGGACGUGGAGGGUGUAGAAUUGGAUGGAUCAUCGCCUAACUGUGUCCCGGUGACAUUGUUUCCAAGUAAAGGGACUGAGUCGGCAAAUGUUAACCCAUCAACCAGGUUUCUGGUAGUGAUGGGAAUCUUUGGCAUUGAAACAUUGAGUCUUGGGAGCUUUGGAAGAUGGAUUGCGGCAUUUACUCUCAUUGGAGUCAUGCAGGAGAAAGAAGAAGAAAAUAGAGUUGAGGUUUGA
Molecule: messenger RNA, 240 nt
Organism: Sphenostylis stenocarpa
Lineage: Eukaryota; Viridiplantae; Streptophyta; Magnoliopsida; Fabales; Fabaceae
Source: the annotation of a GenBank genome assembly